AAAUCGGACGAAUUAAGUGUGGGAGACACUCUCUUUUUUUGUUAGUUCGGGAUAGUGAUUAUUUUAAGUUGAGAUUUAAGUUGUUACCCGGUUAUAUGUUUUAUUCGAAAAUCUUUAGUGUGUGCACAAAACGUGUGAGGUAUGAUUAUAUAGUGACUGUUGAAUAACCCGUUAAUUUUUAAACUUAAAUAUCUAGUUAGAUUAUUUUUUUGAUAAAAUGUUUAAUUUAGUCCAGAAAAAUUACGAAUAUGAUUAAAACUUGCGUGACACUAUCGUGCUCUGUAUACUGUGUUGUUUGGUGUAAUUUGCACGAGUACGAUUAAAACUUGCGUGACACUACCGUGCUCUGUAUAUUGUGUUGUUUGGUGUAAUUUGCACGAGUACGAUGGAUCUACAAAAUGUGCUUAAAUGCUUAAUUAGAGUUUGGAACCUACUUCUUUUUCUUUUUUCUUUUUUUGGUGUACCAACCCGGUUCACCUUUAUGGCUAAUUUAGAUUCGGGGCGAGUUUUGAGUUGAUAAGUUUCAUUUCCCUCCCAAUUAUUAUUGCGGAGAUUGAACACGGGGAUCCUCCCUACCAAGUUCAGCCUCAAUCAUCACCAAACCAACAGACAAUGGAUAAUACUUCAUAUUUUAAUUGUGUAAUACGGAGUACAAGAGAUUAAAGGAGGAAUGGAUAAAGAUGGGAAGAAAUAAAAAAGGAGGAGAAGAACGAGGACAAGUUGGUAAUUUCAAUGAUAAAACCGCCUUUAGGGAGAAAAACAGGAAACCGAAACAUUUUGCCACACCUCUCCAAACGACUUUGACAACAACCCAUACUCCUUUUUCUCUCUCCUCUAGUUGCAGUUAGGAAGGUAGGUACGGUUAGAGAGAUACAGCACCAAAUUGAAAAAAAAAAGGAGUAAAAAUGAGUGACCAACCGAUGACUACCGAAGACCCUAACGACCUCACCCUCCCCGACGCCGCCACCGCAACCGCCACCGCUGAAUCCGACAGAACUCCCGCCGCACCAUCAGGCAGUCGAGUCAGGGGUCCCUGGUCGCCGGAGGAAGAUGCCAUACUUAGCGAGCUAGUCAGUAAAUUCGGAGCCAGAAAUUGGAGCCUCAUCGCCCGCGGAAUUCCCGGUCGCUCCGGCAAGUCUUGCCGUCUUCGCUGGUGUAAUCAGCUUGACCCUUGCGUCAAGCGUAAACCUUUCUCCGAAGAAGAAGACCAGAUUAUAAUUUCAGCACAUGCAACUCAUGGAAACAAAUGGGCCUGCAUAGCAAAGCUUCUACCGGGAAGAACAGACAAUGCUAUAAAAAACCAUUGGAAUUCAACUUUGAGACGGAGGUAUGAUUUUGGUAAGUCGGUAGGAGAUACCAGCUAUGAAAAAAACAAGGCAUCAUCCGAAGAAACAGUUUCAGGUGAAACCGAUUCGUUUAAGGCUUAUGAUGGAAGACAAGAUGUAAAUAUGGUGGUUAACCAAUAUAUUCAGUCCGAUUACCAGUCUCCAGUCAAUGAAAACCAACCCAUGCAACCUGAAAACCAACCUUCAAUUCCGUUUGAGAAUCACCUUGUAGUUCCAUAUCAUCCUAUUGUUGCAUAUCCGCCCAUUGUUGCAUAUCCACCCGUUGUAGCUCAUUUUGUUGAACCCACAGAGCCUCAUACACUCUCUCGUCCAGUUGCACGUGUUGGUGCUUUUAACGUGUAUCAACCUUCAUCUAAUAACUUCACACCUGCUGCACCAAUUCACAAGCCUGUGCCUGUAAAGGGUCCUUUGGUGAAUGCCUUCCAACCGGAUUUUGGCAUCUCCAAGUUUCUGGAUGGAGUUGAGUGUGAGCCAAUUAUUCCUUUGCGAUGUGGGCAUGGAUGUUGCUCUACUCCAGCUAAUGUUAAAUCUAGAAGCUCAUUGUUGGGGCCUGAAUUCAUAGAAUAUGAUGAUCCUCCUUCCUUUUCAAGCCAUGAAUUAGCCUCAAUAGCUACAGAUUUGAACAAUAUCGCGUGGAUCAAAAGUGGGUUGGAUAGUACCUGUACCAGAAGAAUGGAGGAUCCUAUUCAGAGAAGAGACUCUCAUGAGACUGAUAAUUCUGAGCAAUCUGCGCAGACCAGUAAUAUGCGUUUUGAUGAAGGACGGAGCAAGCUUAUGGGGAUGAUGACAGAAGUGUUCUCAACUCAGAUACCGAGGCAAACAGUCUCAUUGCCAGCUGAAGUUGGGGUUUGAUCUAUAGUCUUUUUGUUAUUUAUAGUCAUGCUGAUAUACAACUAUACAAGGGAUGAGACUGUUCUUAAGUUUUAUUGCCCGAAGAACGAACGGGCGAGGUUCUUACAUUGACUAGAUAUCUGUUGAUUUGACCAGCCACUUGAAUAGGAUGGAAAUUUUGGAGUUAUUCUGGAGAGCAAUAAUACCAGCUGUGGAUCUGGUUUGCAGGCUGUGUUAAAGAGUUCUUGUUACUAGUGUUGGAUUUUUAUUUGAGAAAUUGUAAUAAUUGUCCAACUUAUAGAGGUAAAAUGACAAUUUUGAAAAGUGGCUUGUAGUUAAUUUAUGAGAUAAAUAGCUAAAUACCAUCUGAACUUGUUACAGUAGCAACAAAA
Molecule: messenger RNA, 2569 nt
Organism: Spinacia oleracea (spinach)
Lineage: Eukaryota; Viridiplantae; Streptophyta; Magnoliopsida; Caryophyllales; Amaranthaceae
Product: transcription factor MYB25
Exons: 2
Coding region: 906-2198 (430 amino acids)
Biological process (GO): regulation of DNA-templated transcription
Cellular component (GO): nucleus
Molecular function (GO): RNA polymerase II cis-regulatory region sequence-specific DNA binding; DNA-binding transcription factor activity, RNA polymerase II-specific
Source: RefSeq, a predicted model, not a curated record